This is a messenger RNA of Epithele typhae, 732 nucleotides long. RefSeq lists its product as uncharacterized. The coding region runs from base 1 to 732 and encodes 243 amino acids. The record is from RefSeq and is a predicted model, not a curated record. NCBI's taxonomy places the organism in Eukaryota, Fungi, Basidiomycota, Agaricomycetes, Polyporales, Epitheliaceae. The transcript is spliced from 3 exons.
AUGAGCUGGCGAGACGCGAACGCGACUUCCCGGAGAGAGGCUAGGUACAUAUGCGGCAACGGCGGGAGUGAGAGGGGUGGUUUCGUCCCAUUGGAAAGAUGGGUCGGGCGAUUCGAAAGCGGCGGGGAGGACGUGGGCGGCAAGGGUAGGGUGGGAGGUGGGAGUAGCUAUGAGGAGGGGAAUUUGCGAGGAACCGUUGAUGUAGAUGCGGCGGUACUAAGUAGAGCCGGGACAGAUUGCGUGGAAGGCGAGCCUGUAAGCGCGAGGAGUGGAUAUCUGGCGAAGUUCAUGUGCGAUGAGACCAAAGAUCUCCAGUGGCAGGUGAACAGGAGAGGUGGAGCCAGGAUUGAACGUUUGAACAUGGUGGGAGAAGUUGGAUGGAGAAGCGCCAUCGGCGAAUUUGAACGCGCUCACGAAGUGAAAUUCUUCCCUAGGAAGCCUGACAUUCACCGAAACAAACUACAUAUGCGACAGAACACUCACAAGAUGGCUGCCCCUUGCGCCCCUGCCUCUGAGGCCCGAUACAUCCUCCGCAGCAACCUCGCCCGGCUCGCGCGCGCGCACAAUUUCGACCGCGGCCCCGGUGUAGGCUCGUCGUCGGUGUCCACGAAGUCGAAUGCUGACGCGAAGAUGUCGAGGGCCUCCUGCUCUUUCGCGGGCACGGCGCGGAUUGCAACGGCGAGGUACAGUUCGGGGUUCACAUCGCGCCUUGCAUUCUUCUCCCGCGCGUAA